Molecule: messenger RNA, 2657 nt
Organism: Linum trigynum
Lineage: Eukaryota; Viridiplantae; Streptophyta; Magnoliopsida; Malpighiales; Linaceae
Source: the annotation of a GenBank genome assembly
CAUAAGAUGAAUUUAAAGAUUCUUAUAUCUAGAAAGUUGGAAAUAAAUAUAUAUUUUUAAAGCACUUGGUCCCUCUCUUUGUACUAAUUAUUCUAAAAUUUAAUCAUCUUUCAUAUGCCAAAGAAGAAGAAGAAAGGUUUGGAAACCAUUAAGCUGAGGGUAUGCUGUGCUGUGUACACAUGAAUGUGGUUAUCAUUAAAAUGUGGAGGCAGUACUAAAGGACUUGGUCCCUCUCUUUGUACCUUUUUCUCCUCAUGUAGUAAACUUUAAUCAUCUUUCACAUGCUAAAGAAGAAGAAGAAAGGUACGGAAACGAUUAAGUUGAGGAGGCUCCUCCUGUGUACACAUGAAUGUGGUUGUCAUUAAUUUCGUGGUCCGUUGGGUGGUUAUCAUUAAUUGUGGAGCCAUCACUGUGCCUUGAAAGCUGAUGAUGGAGAGAAGACGAUGUUGUAUAUAUGAUCGGUAUAUAUAAAUAUCAUUCCAUUUUGUAUAUAUGAUGGAGAGAAGACGAUGUUAUAUUCAUACAAUCAAUCAAACCAAAAAUCAUCAAAUCAAAUGGCCAUCAUACCACUACUUGCCAUUUUGCUCCUAAUUACCCUCCUCUCCUUCGUACUCCCAUGGCGGCGUACUUCCAUAAUUAGUUGUAUCAGGAACACAAACUUCUCCUUAAUCGAAUGGCCGGUGUUGGGUGUGCUUCCGGGCCUCCUUUGGAACGUGUGGACCGAUAAUCUCCAUGACGCAGCCGACAGAACCCUCAAGGAAACCGGCGGCACGUUCGCGUUCAAAGGCCCGUGGUUCGCCAACAUGGACUUCAUCGCCUCCAGCGAUCCCAUCAACGCCCACCACAUCUUCAGCAAGAGCUACGCCAAGUACAGGAAAGGCGAAGACUUCAAGGCCAUAUUCGAGUUCCUCGGAGAAGGCAUCUUCAACGUUGAUGGCGAGGCCUGGAAGUUCCAGCGGCAGUUGCUCCAUUCCAUCCUCAACAACGAGGAGUUGCAGAACCACAUGACGACAACCCUAAAACUGAAGAUGGAGGGCACCUUGUUCCCAGUUCUCGAUGCGAGAGUCGGAGCCGAGGUGGACAUGCAAGAGGUGGCAAAGAUGUUCAUGUUCGAUAACAUCUGCUUGUGGGUUUUGGGGUUUGAUCCAGGUUACCUUUCUGUGGACGGACGUUCAGAGACAUUCCCGUACGAUAAAGCAUUCGAAGAAAUCUUUGAGGCAAUCAUAUACCGACAUAUAGUGCCCAGAGGUGUAUGGGAGUUCCAAAAAAGGUUCGGGAUUGGUUCGGAGAAGAAGAUUAGUCAUAGUACGAAGGUGUUGGAUGAAUUCAUAUACAAUGCUAUCAAAAUCAAGAAACAAGAGCUCCAAAAAGAGGAGCAGAGACAACAACACGACAUGCUAACACAAUGGAUGAUAGCUGGUCAGAAUGGAGAAAGUUCGGACAAGUCUUUACGAGAUAUGGUGUUUACAUUAAUAGCAGCCGGAAAAGACACCCUAUCUUCCACUCUCAGUUGGCUGCUCUGGUUGGUUGCGACCCACCCUGACGUCGAGAGAAAGAUUCUCGAGGAGAUCGAACGAGUAACCGCCAUGGCUGGGCGACAGGAAAGUGAUAAAGGGACAUCCAUGUUUUUGAUAAGUAAGGAUGAGUUAAAUGGGCUAGUGUACCUUCAUGCGACCAUCUGCGAGACGUUGCGGUUCUACCCACCCGUGCCAUUCGAACACAGAUGCGCCAAUGAAGCUGAUGUGCUCCCUACUGGUCAUAGAGUUCAAAAGGGCAUGAGGAUGUUGUUCUCCAUAUACUCCAUGGGGAGGAUGGAAGAGAUAUGGGGUAAAGAUUGCAUGGAGUUCAAACCUCAGAGAUGGAUUUCAGAAGAAGGGAACAUAAUCCAUGUUCCGUCGCAGAAGUUUAUGGCUUUUUUGACAGGACCAAAGACUUGUUUGGGGAAGACGAUGUCUUUCAUGCAACUCAAGUUCAUUGUUAGUGCUAUUUUGUGGAAAUACAAGCUUGAUAUGGUAGAGGGUCACAUCGUGAAGCCAACACCUUCUAUUGUAUUGUCGAUGAAAGAUGGCUUGAAGAUGAGAGUUUCCAAAAGAGAUGUUUAGUUUCUUCCUACAAUAUUGUGGUCUUUGAUAAAUAAAGAUUAAAGGUGUAAUUAUAGGGUGUGAUCUAGAUGGUUAUUUUUUUGCGUCAUUUCAAAUAAAUAAAAUUUACGUCUCCAUCUCUCACUCUCCUCUGACUUAGUGAUUUAAUCUUUUCCAGACGAUUCUUAAUAGAGUAUUUUGAGAGUGACAUUCUUGUUAAUUUGGAUGAUUAGUGUAUUCUAAAUACUUGUUAGAAUAUAAAAGACGUGUCAUAUAUCGUUGUAAAACUGUAAUAAAGGAAAUGUUUUUAUUUUAUUUUUUUUAGCUUGGAUCUAUCGAAGAUAAUUAAAUUCCUGACCACUAAUAGAUACUCAUAUCCCUGACCCGAUUUCAGUGGUCCCUUGUAGCAAUAAUGCAUGAGGGUGGCUAUUCUUGAGUCUUGACCAUCCAAAAUUUCGCCGGUUGCCCUAGUGGUGGGUCGGAUCGAUCGUGGCUAGCAGAAACUUAUGCAAUGCUAGCGUUAAUGGAUCUGUUGAGUUUAAUGAUAGUCAUUAUUAAUAACGCACACUUAAUCAA